AUGAAGGGAGCUAUCUUCGCCGCCGCCGCCAUGGUGGGCUCUGCCAUGGCUGACGGUGUUCACCGUCGCCACGACGCUUUCCACCAGCGUCGCGAGGCUUCGUCCAGUGUCUGGGCCUCCAGCGUCACUGCUACUCCCUCUGCUCCGGCUCUUGAGGAGGAGACCUGUGGCUGCACCACCAAGGUGAUCACCUUCUACGGCGAGCCUACCCUGGUCCCCAUCUCCAGCGCUCAGCCUACCACCUCUUCCACUCCCAUCCCGGAGUCGACCAGCACUCUCACCAGCACUGUGCACUCCACCAGCACCAGCACCCUGACUGUGACUGUCUCUCCCUCCACCUCCUCCGUGGCCGCUGUGUCGACCAGCCCCGCCAGCACCAGCACCGUCCCGGUUCUGCCCACCCCCGGUGUCAGCACUUUCCCCUCCACUGGUACCUACACCGUCCCGGCCACCACCAUCACCGUGACCGACAGCACCACUGUCUGCGGUGCUACCUCCACCGAGGUGCCCAGCGGUACUCACACCUACGGCGGUGUCACCACCAUUGUCGAGACCGCUACCACCGUCACCUGCCCCUACGCCACUGUCAAGCCCACCGGCACCACCGUGACCAGCGUCAUUGAAACCACCACCUAUGUCUGCCCCUCGGCUGGUACCUACACCGUUGUGCCCCCUACCACCACCACUGUGCCCACCAGCACCGUCCUGGUCUACCCCACCCCUCAGACCGUCACCCCCGGCACCUACACCCAGCCCGAGACCACUCUGACCGUCACUCGCACCGACUACACCUACGUGUGCCCCUUCGCCACCCCUACUCUGGCCUCAACCACUGCCCCUGCCGCCGUUACUACCACUGCCGCUCCCACCACUGCUGCCGCUACCACCACCGCUGUCCCGGUUGAGUCCACCACCAGCAGCGCCGUUGCCACCAGCACCCCCAGCUCCAGCACCGGCAUCACCGGUGAGGGCCAGUACGGUAUGACCUACUCUCCCUACACCGAGAGCGGUAACUGCAAGACCAAGCAGGAGGUCCUCAAGGACAUCAAGGUCAUCAAGCAGAAGGGCUUCAACCUCGUCCGUGUCUACUCCAGCGACUGCAGCGGUCUCGAGUUCAUCGGCGACGCCUGCAAGGAGCUCGGCCUCAACAUGAUCGUCGGUGUCUACAUCGACUCCACCGGUACCUCCGGUGCCCAGGAGCAGGUCGAGGCCAUUGCCAAGUGGGCCCAGUGGUCCAUGGUCGAGUUGAUCGUUGUUGGUAACGAGGCCAUCCAGAGCGGAUACUGUGAUGCCAGCAGCCUUGCCUCCUUCAUCGCCUCCUCCAAGACUACCUUCAAGGCCGCCGGCUACACUGGCCAGGUCACCACCACCGAGCCCAUCAACGUCUGGCAGCAGUACGGCGCGUCCGCCCUUUGCUCCCCCGUCGACCUCGUCGGUGCCAACAUCCACCCCUUCUUCAACGCCGACGUCACCGCCGAGAAGGCCGGUGAGUUCGUCGCCACCGAGUUCAAGGUCCUCGAGCAGAUCUGUGGUGGCAAGGACGUGAUCAACCUCGAGACUGGCUGGCCCAACGCCGGUGAGUCCAACGGUGCCGCCGUCCCUGGUGUCUCCGAGCAGGCCACCGCCGUCAAGGCCAUCGCCAAGGCCGCCGGCUCCAAGUCCAUCUUCUUCUCCUACUCCAACGACCUCUGGAAGUCCCCCGGUGACUUCGAUGUUGAGCAGCACUGGGGCUGCGCUGACGUCUUCUAA
Penicillium antarcticum is the source of this 1749-nucleotide messenger RNA. It is a transcript of the gene btgE, whose product is annotated as putative cell wall glucanase (Scw11). The record is from RefSeq and is a predicted model, not a curated record. The transcript has a single exon. NCBI's taxonomy places the organism in Eukaryota, Fungi, Ascomycota, Eurotiomycetes, Eurotiales, Aspergillaceae. Gene Ontology annotation, cellular component: cell surface; extracellular region; fungal-type cell wall. The coding region runs from base 1 to 1749 and encodes 582 amino acids. Gene Ontology annotation, biological process: cell wall organization. Gene Ontology annotation, molecular function: 1,3-beta-glucanosyltransferase activity; glucan endo-1,3-beta-D-glucosidase activity.